AUGGCGAUGCUGACGAAAGUUGGGUGUUCAAGUCCGUUGUUCACAACGCCCAUGUACGAGAAGCUUGGGAUUCACUGGGGCGCAUCUGUUCCUGCGUUUCUAGCUCUGGCGUGCGCUCCGUUCCCGUAUCUUUUUUAUAGGUACGGGGAGAGGGUUCGUCGGAGUUGUAGGUAUGCGGCUGAGUCGGCGAGGAUUAUGGAUGAGCUUCAUGCUGGGUCCAACAGGACGUAG
This is a messenger RNA of Periconia digitata, 231 nucleotides long. Lineage: Eukaryota; Fungi; Ascomycota; Dothideomycetes; Pleosporales; Periconiaceae. The record is from the annotation of a GenBank genome assembly.